GCUGUCGGGUGAAGUCGGGCUUCCGUCGUUAGGGCUCAGCGCGGAAUAGCGUGUUCCAUCCUGUGACUGACUGACACCCGCCAGGGGCGAAAAAAAAGUUACUUUGAGUUCGCGGCCAGCACACUGCCAACAUGUCUGGAGAUGAAGAGACACAGGAGCAGACUAUCGCUGAUGACUUGGUGGUCACCAAGUACAAAAUGGGAGCUGAGAUAGCAAAUCAGGCUCUGAAGAUAUUAGUUGCAGCAUCUACAGCUGGAGUCUCUGUGCUCAGCCUCUGUGAAAAGGGAGAUGCCUUCAUCAUGGCAGAAACUGGAAAAAUCUUCAAGAGGGAAAAGGAAAUGAAGAAAGGCAUCGCGUUUCCUACCUGCGUGUCAGUAAACAACUGUGUAUGCCAUUUCUCCCCUCUGAAGAGUGACCCUGAUGUCAUACUGAAGGAUGGGGACCUUGUCAAGAUUGAUCUGGGUGUGCAUGUCGACGGCUUUAUCUCAAAUGUGGCUGACAGUUUUGUUGUUGGCGUGACCAAGGACAAACCUGUGACCGGGCGGAAAGCUGAUGUCAUCAAAGCAGCUCACCUCUGCGCUGAAGCUGCUCUCCGGCUUGUGAAACCUGGAAACCAGAACACACAGGUCACAGAAGCCUGGAACAAAAUUGCAAAGUCUUUCAAGUGUUCCCUGAUUGAAGGAAUGCUUUCCCAUCAGCUCAAACAGCAUGUGAUUGAUGGGGAGAAAACUAUCAUCCAAAACCCAACGGAGCAACAAAAAAAGGACCAUGAGAAGGCUGAGUUUGAGGUCCACGAGGUGUAUGCAGUGGAUGUGCUUGUCAGCACUGGAGAGGGGAAGGCUAAGGAUGGAGGUCUGAGGACCACUGUUUAUAAACGAGACCCCAACAAGGUGUACGGUUUGAAGAUGAAGACAUCUCGGACAUUCUUCAGCGAGAUGGAGAGACGCUUUAACACAAUGCCUUUCACUCUGAGAGCAUUUGAGGAUGAAGGCAAGGCCAGGUUGGGUGUGGUGGAGUGUGCCAAACAUGAGCUGCUGCAGCCGUUCACUGUGCUCCAUGAGAAGGAGGGUGAGUUUGUUGCACAGUUCAAGUUCACUGUGCUGCUCAUGGCUAACGGACCCCUGCGAAUCACCAGUACCCUCCAUGAACCAGAGCUCUAUAAGUCUGAGCAUGAGGUGGAGGAUCCUGAUCUUAAGACUUUACUUCAGAGCUCAGCCAGCCGCAAGACCCAGAAGAAGAAGAAAAAGAAGGCAUCCAAGACUGUUGAGAAUGCAACAGGACAGGCGAUGGAGACUGAAGCUGCAGAAUAGAUCCCAUUAAAUUGUGACAGACAUCUGAUGACCCAAAGGACAGGUGUCAUGAUUCCUUCUGUCCCAGCUGUCUGAGGCACUUGUGGGCAUAGCUGCUGUGAAUACCUCUGAAUCUAACUGUCAGUCUGGGACAAUGCUGCUCCUUAAAUUCUGUCACUCCACCUAAAACACACACAGAACCUUAGUAAAUUUUCAUGUCCUUGAGUCAGCCUCGCUCUCGCUCAACAGUGGCUGAACUUCUACCAUCCAAGAAGAUAUUUUCUACAAGGACAUAAUCACACAUUUCACCAUUUGACUGGCCUUCCAUUUACCCUCCACAGCAACUGUAGUAAAAGAUGUGGAACAUAAAUUGAGUUUGACGGAGCAGCCGAGGAUGAUGGGUGCACAGUCUGUGUAAUCAUAUGGCAUUUAGAGUAGUUCAUUAGGGUUGCACACCUGAAGCCAUGCCUUUUGAAAGGGGUGUAAACUCAUCAUAGACAGAAAAUUGUCUAAUGUUCACACAGUUAAUCGGCAUGACCUCUUUAAGUAAGUCAUAUCUGUUGAAUAAAGCUUAAUUACCACAUUUUUACUACGAUUGCUUAGGUCUGUGCUUGAAAUCAUUGUGUAUGCCCCUAAAUAUCUCCUGUAGGCUAUUUGGUUAAUGAUUUAUAAAACUGACAUUUUAAGAUCAGUCCUCUGAAUAAUUUAACUGGUGGGGAAAAAAUGUGUUCAGUGGUAGAUGGUCCUAACCCCUACCAAAGGUUCAUCAUUUGGUCCUCUGGCACCACUGCUGAGUCAGCUGAUCUGUGUUUACAUGAGAAUUCCAUAUCUGUCAGAUACAUGGAUGCUUUUAUAAAACAAAUCCCAGUUUCAGAGACUAUUUUUGGAAACAUUAAAUAACCACCUGCCAUCAA
Molecule: messenger RNA, 2203 nt
Organism: Melanotaenia boesemani (Boeseman's rainbowfish)
Lineage: Eukaryota; Metazoa; Chordata; Actinopteri; Atheriniformes; Melanotaeniidae
Product: proliferation-associated protein 2G4-like
Exons: 13
Coding region: 132-1310 (392 amino acids)
Source: RefSeq, a predicted model, not a curated record